Vitis vinifera (wine grape) is the source of this 6226-nucleotide messenger RNA. RefSeq names its product ABC transporter B family member 19-like. The coding region runs from base 1416 to 6116 and encodes 1566 amino acids. Gene Ontology annotation, molecular function: ABC-type transporter activity; ATP binding; ATP hydrolysis activity. Gene Ontology annotation, cellular component: membrane. Lineage: Eukaryota; Viridiplantae; Streptophyta; Magnoliopsida; Vitales; Vitaceae. The transcript has 9 exons. The record is from RefSeq and is a predicted model, not a curated record. Gene Ontology annotation, biological process: transmembrane transport.
AGACUUAGAUAAGGGCAUGUGCUAUUUGUUCAUUCAUGUCAAAUGACAGGUGAAUUCAGUAACUAGUGGCUGAUGAGCAAUAUCAAAUUAUCCAUUUUCUUUUAUGUCUUCUGUUUGCAACUAGGAACACUUGAAGGCCAUGUUUGAAAUGUUGGAGUAGAGAAUGAGAAUGAGUAUUGUGUUGGAAUUGUUUUUUGGAAUGGGAAUAGAAACAAAAAAUUCGUUGUUAUGGAAACCAAAUCAAUCUGCUGUAUUGUUGUUUUUGUCUUAUUUUCAUUCCUAUUCCAUGUAGUCCAAGGGAAUAAGGAACUAGAGCAAGAAAUUCAUUCCAUUUUUGAUACGUUAUUGCCUCUGGAUUAUUUAUUAAAAAUGAGAAUAGGAAUGAAAAAUCAAUUAUCAUGGAAAUGGAAAUCAGCUCUUUUAGGGAUUUUGAUUCUUUUACUUCUAUGCAUUUGGUCUAGGAGAAUAAGUACUAGAAUGAAGAUGAAUCAUAAUAUUAUGAAGAGAAAAAAAAGUUACAAUCUCAACAAAAGUGAGUUUUGGUUUUCACGAGUAUGCCAUUUUUAUUCCUAUUAUUGUUUCUAAUAAGUAAUCUAAAUGCAGUAAUAAAUGUGAAAUAGAAUGAAUAGGUUCCUAUUCCUCGAUACCAAACAUGCCUAGAAGAAUUCAAAGUAGGUGAAAUUUUCACUUUUAACUGCCAAACCUUUUUGGUUUGUCCUUACAUAGAUUAUGUUCAUCAUGUUCUUGUCAUUUGCAGUUCAUUGUCUGAUUCCAUUCAUCUGGUUCCAUGGUUUGGCUAAGACACAACAAACUUCCCCUCUUGGACACUAGGACACAGUCAUUUACAUGAAGGCAAUGAAGAAGAAAACUUCCCCAAAGUCCAAGAGCAACAUGAAAAUUAAAAUAAGUUGCCGGACAUAUGACCAUAUCUUGAAUCAAACAUUCAAACUCCAUCACCAUCUUCUGUACUUCCUAUGAAUGACAUUUGGGUUGACAUUGGUUCUUGAAUAUAGAAUAUGAGGUCAGAUACAUAUUAGACUAUGCUCUGUUUACUUUUAUCACAGGCCGGCUAUGAUCAUAGGGAAAAAUGAUUGGAUCAACAUCCGUUUGAUUCAAGAGAAAUGAUCAGUUUUUUAAUCAUAUUCUGCAAUAAAAUAUAGUGUUAAAUGGUUUUCCAACUUUUCAUUUUCGAAGAGAAAGCACAUAGAAGCUUUGUGGAAAGCCCCCCGGAGAGAAAGACAACUCUGUGAGGCUGGCUGUGUUUGAUGACUUUGAUUUUUUAUUAGGCGAAGGAAACAAAGUUCUAUGUAUACUAAGCCUCCAAAUCUGUCAUAAGGUUCUCAUUGUUUUACUCUCUUCCAUUUCAUGUCUGUGUUCUCUUUUCCACAACUGACCCCCACAAGUUUCCCAUAUCCAUGGCUGACUCCUCCUUUGAGACAGACUUCUCUCUCUCUGGCCGCUCCGGCAACUAUCGCCGACGCCACCGCCCUACACCCGUUAGAUCCAACCAUGCAUCUAGUUCAUUCACAUGGUUCAGCCCUCUUGACAUGUCUCAAAAUUACUAUCCAAGAAGACUCAGACACCACCCUUCUCCUGCCAGCCCUUUUUCCACAGACAAUGACUUGUCAUGGCAAGGUGAGCUUUCAUGGCAGUUUGAGCCUUCUGGGUGGCAAGAUAACCGCAAUCUAGGUGCAGUGUUGAGCCCUUGGAUUGCCACCCCUUCUUCAGAUAGACACCAGUCGUUCCAGAGGUCAGCCAAUGACUAUUAUCUUUCGCGUACUUAUGGUGGUUUCCAGAGCUUUACUAAUCCAUAUUAUGAGUAUUCUGGCUAUGGUUCAGUGCCAUCCAAGAGGCUUGAGCUCCAGAGCUAUGUUGAUGGGGAUCAUGGAAGUUCAUUUUUUGGAAGGCACUACACUUCUGGUGAGUAUAGCAGGUCUCAUGGAUUUCCUAACUUGGGAUCCAUCAAGGAGGGGAGUCCUGGACAUCAUGGUCCUUUGGCAGACAAGGAUGAGCUUAGUUUGAUCAAAUACACCUCCCCUGAGGAGUCUGAACUCCAAAUAAGCCUGUUUGAGACUGAUCUGGGUCAUCACCAGCAUGAGGAUCCGCGCUGGUUUUCUGUAUCCCACGCUUACAUGGAUGUUGAGGAUAACAGCGUCAAUGUCAGUCAUCAUCAUCAUGAUGGUGGGCAUCGUCAUAUAAAGCAGGAGGUGGACAAUCUUGACAAUGGACUGCAUAGUUUUAGUCCUAGUUUUGAGAAACAUGGCCAUCACGGCCAUGGCUAUCAUGACCAUGGAGUUUGGAAAUCAACCAGUCAUCAUUAUGAUACUGAUGAGGGGUACAAUGACAACGACCAGGAUUCUGCAUACGAUGAAGAUGAAGACGACGAGGAUGAUGGAAUGGCACCAAGGUCAGUGGGGUUGUUCAGCUUAUUCAGGUAUUCAACAAAGUCGGAUAUACUUCUUGUCAUCUUGGGCUGUUUGGGAGCCCUGAUUAAUGGAGGAUCUCUUCCUUGGUAUUCUUUGCUCUUUGGUAAUUUUGUGAAUAAGAUUGCCAAAGAACCAGACUCAAACGACAAAACUGAGAUGAUGAAAGAUGUUCAACAGAUAAGUCUGCUUAUGGCUGGACUAGCAGCAAUAGUGGUGGUUGGAGCAUACAUGGAGAUCACUUGCUGGAGAAUUGUGGGGGAGCGUUCAUCUCAAAGGAUAAGAACAAAGUAUCUAAGAGCGGUUUUGCGCCAGGAUAUUGGCUUUUUUGACACACAGAUCAGCACAGGCAAUAUUAUGCAUGGAAUUUCAAGUGAUGUUGCACAAAUCCAAGAAGUGAUGGGGGAGAAGAUGGCUCACUUCAUCCACCAUGUAUUUACCUUCAUCUGCGGUUAUGCGGUUGGGUUCUGGAGGUCAUGGAAGGUAUCUCUAGUAGUCCUCUCAGUCAUCCCAUUGAUGAUGUUCUGUGGUAUUGCUUAUAAGGCCAUUUAUGUCGGUUUAACUGCAAAAGAAGAGGUUUCUUAUAGGAUAGCUGGCAGUGUAGCUGAGCAGGCGAUCAGUUCAAUUAGAACUGUGUUUUCUUUUGUUGCUGAGGAUCAUCUGGCUGAAAGAUAUGCAGAAUUGUUGCAGAAAUCAGUGCCCUUUGGGGUGAAGCUCGGGUUUGCAAAAGGUGCAGGCAUGGGAGUAAUCUACCUAGUUACUUAUUCAACAUGGGCAUUGGCUUUCUGGUAUGGAUCCAUCUUGGUUGCUAGAGGAGAAAUUUCAGGAGGUGCAGCCAUUGCCUGUUUCUUUGGAGUCAAUUUAGGUGGCAGAGGCCUGGCAUUGUCAUUGUCAUAUUUUGCUCAAUUCGCCCAAGGAACCGUAGCAGCAAGCAGGGUGUUUGAAAUUAUUGAUAGAGUCCCUGAGAUAGAUCCCUACAGCCCAGAAGGAAGGAAGCUCCCAAGUAUCAGGGGAAGGAUAGAGUUCAAAGGUGUUACUUUUGCAUACCCGUCUCGUCCCACAGCUGCAAUUCUCCGGUCUCUCAAUCUAGAGGUUCCAUCUUCAAAGACCCUUGCUUUGGUUGGUUCCAGUGGAGGUGGCAAGUCCACCAUUUUUGCCCUUAUAGAGAGGUUCUAUGACCCUGUAAAGGGAAUCAUUACCUUGGAUGGUCAUGAUAUAAGGACCCUGCAAGUGAAGUGGCUUAGAGGUCAGAUAGGCAUGGUAGGCCAAGAGCCAGUCCUCUUCACCACCAGCAUUCUCGAAAAUGUGAUGAUGGGGAAGGAGAAUGCCACCAAGAAAGAGGCCAUUGCUGCUUGUGUUGCUGCCAAUGCUCACAGCUUCAUCUCUGGCCUUCCUCAAGGCUAUGAUACUCAGGUUGGAGACAGGGGAACCCAACUCUCAGGAGGCCAGAAACAGCGCAUUGCGUUGGCUCGAGCUCUGACCACAGAUCCCAGGAUCCUCCUCCUAGAUGAGCCCACCAGUGCUCUAGACCCUGAGUCUGAGUCAGUAGUCCAACAAGCCAUUGACAAGAUCUCUGCUGGCCGGACAACCCUUGUCAUUGCUCACAGACUAGCAACUGUAAGAAAUGCGCACACCAUUGUUGUUCUUAAUCACGGUGCAGUUGUUGAAACUGGUAACCAUCAUAAGCUCAUGGAAAAAUCCGGGGCCUAUUACAAUCUUGUCAAGCUUGCUUCUGAAGCUGUAUCCAAGCCUUUGUCAAAACAAGAUGGUAGUAUUAUUAAGGCCACUAAGCUUCCCUCUUAUGAGAGGUCAGUUUAUGAAGUGUCAAAAUCAAAGUACAUGAAUGAAGCCUCAAGAUCAAAGUACUUAACAUCGAUGCAAGAACAAUACAAAGAAGAGGAGGAAGAAAAGCCAGAGCCAAAGCCUGGGAAAGUUCUAGUUUCAGAGAUAUUUAAGUUGCAAAGGCCAGAGCUUCUGAUGCUUUUACUGGGGUUUCUCUUGGGCAUGCAUGCUGGUGCAAUUCUCUCCAUUUUUCCCUUUAUUUUAGGCCUAGCCCUUCAAAUAUACUUUGGCGAUGACACAUCCAAAAUGAAAAGAGAAGUGGGUGUGCUCUCUUUAGUAAUUGUUGGGCUUGGGUUUGGGUGUGUAAUAACCUUGGUAGGCCAGCAAGGUUUCUGUGGCUGGGCAGGCACAAAGCUUACCAAGAGGGUGAGAGACCGCUUAUUCAGAUCCAUACUAAAACAAGAACCGGGUUGGUUCGAUUUCGACGAUAAUUCGACUGGAGUCCUUGUCUCUAGGCUCUCCAUUGAUUGUGUCACUUUUCGAUCAGUUCUUGGUGACCGCUUCUCAGUCCUACUAACGGGGUUGAGCUCAGCUGCUGUUGGUCUUGGGAUAUCAUUCUUUCUUGAUUGGAGGCUAACUCUCUUGGCUGCAGCUCUCACUCCACUCACCCUUGGGGCAAGCUACUUCAGCUUGAUUAUCAACGUCGGACCAAGAUUAGAUAACAGUUCUUAUGCCAGAGCUAGCAACAUUGCUGCUGGGGCAGUCUCAAACAUAAGAACAGUGACAACAUUCUCAGCGCAACAACAGCUAGUCCACACCUUCGAUCAAGCCUUAUCAGAGCCAAAGAAGAAAUCAGUGAAAAGGUCACAAGUCCUAGGCCUAGCUCUUGGAUUUUCCCAAGGGGCCAUGUAUGGAGCUUACACUCUAACCCUUUGGUUUGGUACUUAUCUUAUUAAAGAAGACAAAGCAAACUUUGGUGAUGUGUUCAAGAUCUUCCUCAUUCUUGUGAUGAGCUCAUUCUCAGUUGGGCAAUUAGCUGGUCUGGCACCUGACACUUCCAUGGCUGCGACUGCAGUUCCUGCUGUUUUCAGCAUCAUCAACCGCAGGCCGAUGAUCAGCAGUGAUGGAGAGAAAGGUAGGAAGGUUGAAAGAUCAAAACCAGUGGAUGUAGAGCUGAAAAUGGUGACUUUUGCAUACCCUUCUAGGCCAGAGGUGACUGUGUUGAGGGAAUUUUGUCUGAAGGUGAAAGGUGGCAGCAUGGUGGCAUUGGUAGGGGGAAGUGGGAGUGGGAAAUCAACAGUGGUAUGGCUGAUACAGAGGUUUUAUGAUCCAAACCAAGGGAAGGUACUGAUGGGAGGAGUUGAUAUUAAGGAGAUGAAUGUGAAGUGGCUGAGGAGGCAGAUAGCUUUGGUGGGUCAAGAGCCUGCAUUGUUUGCUGGGAGUAUUAGAGAGAAUAUUGCUUUUGGAAACCCUAAUGCUUCAUGGGCUGAGAUUGAAGAAGCUGCUAAUGAAGCUUACAUUCACAAGUUCAUCAGUAGCCUCCCUCAAGGUUAUGAAACACAGGUUGGUGAGAGUGGGGCCCAGCUAUCUGGUGGCCAAAAACAAAGAAUAGCAAUAGCAAGGGCCAUAUUGAAGAAAUCCAAGGUGCUACUCCUAGAUGAAGCAAGCAGUGCGUUGGACCUUGAGUCAGAGAAGCAUGUCCAAGAUGCCUUGAGGAAGGUGUCCGAAAGGGCCACAACCAUAGUAGUUGCCCACAGGCUUUCUACCAUCAGAGAAGCCCAUAUGAUUGCAGUAGUUAAAGAUGGUGCAGUCACUGAGUAUGGCAGCCAUGACACCCUCUUGGCUUCCCAUCUCAAUGGUGUCUAUGCUAGCUUGGUUAGGGCUGAGACUGAAGCCAGUGCUUUUUCUUGAUAGAAAUCAACCCAUUUAAACAUCGCCAAAAUUGACUCAUUACCUUUAUUACAGAGAAAUUGAACUUCAUCUUAAUAUAGUGAUUGUAAGGUCUAUAUUCCAUGUCAUGU